This is a messenger RNA of Melitaea cinxia (Glanville fritillary), 2662 nucleotides long. Its product is annotated as neural cell adhesion molecule 1-like. The transcript has 17 exons. The coding region runs from base 1 to 2523 and encodes 840 amino acids. The record is from RefSeq and is a predicted model, not a curated record. NCBI's taxonomy places the organism in Eukaryota, Metazoa, Arthropoda, Insecta, Lepidoptera, Nymphalidae.
AUGAAUGCAAAGAGUGUUCUGACAAUAACUGAGCGAUUGAUUCGUAAUACAGUUAAAAUUCACAGAGCCAUCGAUCGCUCGAUGAGUGAACGAUUAUCGAUAACAAUAGAUCACUUUUGGCUAACGUUUGUUUCAACGGUGGAUGUGGACGCCGUUCUAGGAAAGACGGCCUCACUGCCGUGUGACGUCACACCAGAUACGAAUGAAGACAGAGUAUACAUGGUGCUCUGGUUCCGAAAGAGCGGCGGCAAACCGAUAUACAGUUUCGAUGUGCGUGGGCGGUCGUUCAACAAGGCGUUGCAGUGGUCUGACCCUGGCGCCUUCGGUCCUCGGGCGUACUUCGCAACUGUCGCCCGACCAGCAGCUCUUACUUUGAAUUCGGUUCAACUUGACGAUGAAGGAGUAUAUAGAUGUCGGGUAGAUUUCAAAAAUUCACCGACAAGAAAUUUCCAGAUACGACUUAUUGUCAUAGUACCGCCUCAUCAGAUGUUGUUGUACGACAAAUCAGGAGCAGACGUGUCUGGCGUUGUUGGUCCUUUAGAGGAGGGCUCGGCUUUAGUUCUCAUUUGUGAAGUGCGUGGAGGUCGUCCAGAACCUAUAGUAACGUGGGUAAUAGAUGGAACACCAGCUCCACAAUACAUCGGUGAAAAGACGGACAAUCACGUUGUAGUCAACAGGCUAGAGCUACAACAUGUGAGGAGAGAAGAUCUCAAUAAGACGUUUAAAUGUCGAGCAUCUAGUACGUUACUUGUACCGGCGCAGGAGAAAAUUGUUAGACUUGAAAUGAAUUUGGCUCCAUUGUCAGUAUCAAUGGCGAGUCGACCUCAGCAGCUAGUCGCUGGUGCUGCUGCAACAUUGCGAUGCAUCGCUGAAGGCAGCCGACCUCCUGCUCAAAUAUCUUGGUACAGAGAUAAUAGGAGAUUUCAAAAGGGAAAAAUAAGUAGUCACUCGAAUGAAACAUGGACGGUAUCCACGCUGAUUUUUAAUCCAGUUCCAGAAGACCACGGGACGACGAUAAAGUGCGUGGCUGUGAAUUCUGCUCUACCUGAAAAAACAAUAGACGAUCAAGUGAAACUUAAUGUCGUAUACAGUCCGUUAGUAACACUGACGCUUGGAAGCACUCUCAACCCUCACGACAUCAAAGAAGGAGACGAUGUUUAUUUCGAGUGUAAUGUGCGUGCCAACCCUAGGGAACACAGAAUAUCAUGGUACCACAACGAAAGACAGGUGACACAGAAUAUGACGUCUGGUAUCAUUCUUAGUACAAGAUCGCUAGUACUGCAGAAAGUGACGAGGCAAGAGGCGGGACAUUAUUCGUGCAGAGCCGCUAAUGCCAGAGGGGAAACUUCCAGUGAGAGCGUUAGACUUCGAGUACAGUACGCCCCAGUAUGUGGCAUGGUAUCGCCUCAGGUAGUGGGAGCAGCGUUAGAUGAAUCACUUCAUGUCCGUUGCUCAGUACAGGCGGAUCCCGCUGACGUCACAUUCCUGUGGCAGUUUAAUAAUAGUGGAGAGAGUUUUAAUGUCUCACCGGCCAGGUAUGGUACAUUAAAUGGCAGUACGAGCGAGCUUCGUUAUACGCCCGCCAGUGAUAGAGACUACGGCGCGCUGACUUGCCGAGGAACAAACACAGUUGGUCAACAAGCACAGCCUUGUGUCUUUCAAAUUGUACCGGCGGCUCGGCCGUCACCGCCAAGAAAUUGCACUGUAUCAACAGCCAAUGACUCCAAUUGGGUCGAAGAGUCAAUCAAAAAUGAAGCAAACGAUUAUUUUGUUGUGAGAUGCGUCGCUGGCUAUGAUGGAGGGCUGCCUCAACUGGUUGUUUUGGAGGCCUUAGAUUUUAAGACUGGGAUCGUCAGAUUCAACGUUACUGCAAACGAAACACACGGUGUUGCUGUGUUCCUGGUACCUGUGGAAGUGCUCUGGGCGAGCGGCAGCGCUUUGCGUCUCACCGUGCACUCGAAGAACGACAAAGGCGUCUCCGAAAGAAUUGUCAUACAAGCACUCUCUUAUCAGGACCCCGAAAGGAGGACAGAUGGAAGUCAAAAUCUUGUGGCGGGAAUGUCAAGUGGAGCAUUUUGGUCUAUCGUCCUUACUAUCACUCUUUGUACCAGCGUCGCGCUUUUAGCUGGGCUGUUUCUAAGGAGGAGACAAGCCCGUUCGUCUAGUAAACAACAUUCGCCUGGACUUCAAUUAAAUUCCGGCGAUGGACAAUAUGUUGUCGCUUACACACUGAAGCCGCCUAAACAAUCGCAGCCAGACAUUUUAAAUCCGCCACCCGACGGGAGCCCUCCAAACUUGAAGUGUGGGGUGGAGGCUGUCAAAAAUGGGACUCUUCACACGAGUGACGAGUGGAGCGAGCGAGUAGCGCGCGCGCCCGAGCGCCGCGUUAGCGCAUCGGAAAAAACCUUAACACCGUCGACAAAUACAGCUUCAAGUAAGCCCAUUACAAUAAGUACAUCAACGUUAAGUAGAAGGGGACAUCUCUUAGCAGAAGAAAUUCCUGGUCCAGAGAGUUGUGUAUAGACAAACGGUCUCUUAGUGAAAUUUGUAUUAAAUAAUUUAAGUAUAAAUUAUUUGUAUUGACUGUGAAAAAUGUGAUAAAUGAGUUGUAAAUAAUGUAAAUGAUGGAUAACAAUAAAACUUGAAACGAUGUGAAAAAAUC